Phalaenopsis equestris is the source of this 4539-nucleotide messenger RNA. RefSeq names its product WD repeat-containing protein 6. Gene Ontology annotation, biological process: tRNA methylation. Gene Ontology annotation, cellular component: cytoplasm. The record is from RefSeq and is a predicted model, not a curated record. Gene Ontology annotation, molecular function: protein binding. The transcript has 20 exons. Lineage: Eukaryota; Viridiplantae; Streptophyta; Magnoliopsida; Asparagales; Orchidaceae. The coding region runs from base 137 to 4282 and encodes 1381 amino acids.
ACAAAGCGAGAUUGUGGAGAGAAUUCUUUGACAGCCGUCCCUCUAGCCUUUCGGACCUUCUACCCAUUUAAAACCCUCCCAAGGUCCUUGGCGCCCACCUCCCUGUUCGCCGCUUCUCUCUUCCACUCCUCCUAUAAUGGAUGGCGGCGACCUGCACUUCGAUCCGCCCAUCCUUCUCGCCGGUCCUUAUCUUGGAGAGAUUUCCGCCCUUUCCUUCCUCCCUCUCCCUUCGCAUCUCUCUUCCCUCCCACUUCUCCUCGCCGGAACUGGAUCGGACCUUCUCUUCUACAACCUCGUGACUGGGACUCUACUUCGCUCGUUUCACGUCUUCGACGGUGUUCGGGUCCACGGCGUAUCCGUCCGUUCUUACCCCGACCCUUUGAUCGCGGUUUUUGGGGAGAAGAAGGCCAAGCUAUUUGCCCUUCUUGUGGACGCUAAUCCGUUGGAGGUGAGGAUUGAGCUUUUGAGCCAGUUGCCUCGCUUUGAACAUUGGAUUCUGGACGUCAAGUUUUUGAACGAUGAAAGUUAUCUUGCCCUGGGGUUUAGUGAUAACUCGUUGGCUUUCUGGGACGUUAAUAAUUCGACUUUGGCUGGGAGGUUAAAGUCCCCAGAGAGGUGCCUAUUGUAUUCUAUGCGAAUAUGGGGUGAGGGCUUGGCGACGCUACGGUUGGCCUCUGGUACCAUCUACAAUGAGGUUAUUGUUUGGAGGCUUAGUUGUGAAAACCGGCAUGCAUCCAUACUGUCCCUGGAACCUAUCAAAGAGCGCACAUAUCAUGAUGAGGCUACUAAAAUUGGGUCCCAAAAAUUUCUUCCUAUCCAUUUGUGCAGGCUCAUUGGCCAUGAGGGUUCAAUAUCUCGUAUUGCAUGGUCUAUUGACGGAUCUAAAUUGGUGUCCGUCUCUGAUGAUCGAAGUGCUCGCAUCUGGCUACUCAAUAGCAUUGGAGUACAGUAUCAUGGUUCUGAGGACAAUCUCAGAAGUCAUGGCACAAAUACUAUUGUGUUCUUUGGUCACACUGCUAGAAUUUGGGACUGCCAUAUAUCUGAUUCUUUAGUUAUUACAGCUGGCGAGGACUGUACCUGUCGGAUGUGGGAUUUGGAUGGUAACCUGCUUUUGAUGUUCAAAGAACACAUUGGGAGAGGCAUAUGGCGAUGUUUAUUUGAUCAUGGCUCAUCCCUUCUAGUCACUGCUGGAUUUGAUUCUGCUAUUAAAAUGCGUCAGGUGCAUUCUCCUUCAGUUUCAGAACCGACGAAGGAUGAUAGGCUGCUGAAUAACGGGAAUGAUGUAAGAGAGAUUUUUACUAUUGCUAUUCCUCAAGUAGCCAGACAGCAUGGUCCGAUGGACAGCAAAAGUGAAUAUGUACGUUGCUUGUGUUUUGCUCAAGAGAAUGCUCUCUAUGUUGCCACUAACAAUGGUUUAUUGUAUCACGUUGAGAUUUGCAAUCCCGGGGCUGUAAAAUGGACUCAACUCGCCCAAGUGAGUAAAGAAUCACCAAUUGUUUGCAUGGAUUUAAUGCCUUUGAGAUCUUGUAAAUCUUCUUCAUUUAUGGAGUAUGUCAUUGCUGUUGGUGAUGGCAUGGGAAAAGCUACAGUCAUGAAGGUGAUCGGUGGUACAUCAACUUCAAUGGUGGUUUUCUCUCUUGCUUGGUCUGCUGAAAAGAAGAGACAACUGUUAGGAAUCUAUUGGUGCAAGUCACUAGGCUGCAGACACCUUUUUACAGUUGACCCUAGAGGGAUGUUAAAACUUUGGAAAAUAAACAAUGCUUUAGAGUCUGACACUGAUGAGAACAAUUUGCAACCCCAGGUCUCUUUAAUUGCGGAGUUCACAUCGUAUUUUGGGGCACGGAUAGUGUGUCUGGAUGCUUCAGCAAGAGAUGAGGUUUUAGUAUGUGGUGAUCUGCGUGGUAAUCUUACUGUAUAUCCCUUGUCAGAGGACAUAAUGAAUUCUGUCGCUAUUGAAAUGGUGAAAAAGGUUUCCUUAAUAAAUCGGUUUAAAGGAGCACAUGGCAUUUCCACCGUAACCAGCAUCAUGAUUACUAUGUUGGAUUUCAACCAAAUGGAAAUACGCACAACAGGUGGUGAUGGUUGCAUUUGCUAUUUCAAGUAUGAUAAGAAAUUACAAGUACUGGAAUUUAUUAGAAUGAAAGAAGUGAAAGAGUUAAGUACAGUUCAAACUGUUUACACAAGUUCGAUCCCUUCUAUAGAAUCUCCAAUGGCUGAAUAUGCAAUUGGCUUUACUUCCGUGGACUUUAUCAUGUGGAACCUAGCAAAUGAUACAAAGAUGUUAGAAAUUCCUUGUGGGGGAUGGCGGCGCCCAUAUUCUUUUCAUUUGGGGGCUGUUCCUGAGUAUCAGUUCUGCUUUGCAUAUGUUAAGGAUUUUAACAUCCAUAUACAUAGGCGGUGGGUGCCUGCCCAUGAAAGACAGCAACACACACAGGUUUUGCAUCUGCAAUACCAUGGAAGAGAGAUACAUACGGUGUGUUUCAUAUCGUUUCCUCUGCAAUCAAAUCCAGUAAAACCUUGUGAUUCGAUGAUUGUCACAGGCUGUGAAGAUGGAACAGUGAGAUUAACAAGCAGGUGUAAAUCUCUGAACUCAGAAAGUUGGCGUGAGUCAAAGCUACUUGGUGAGCAUAUUGGUGGAUCAGCAGUGAGAUAUAUAUGUUUUAUAUCGAAGAUAUAUUCAAUUGGGGCUGAUCAAACUUGCUGUAUCUUGAAUGAUGUUUUAGAUUGCAGCAAAACUGAACCUACCCUACUUAUUUCAGUUGGUGCUAAACAAGUUUUAACUUCAUGGAUUUUGUGUUAUCAGACUGCAGAUCAUACUGACGAGCAUCUUGAUGUUAGGGAAUUAGAAAAUACUUAUUGUUCUUCCAACUGUAAACAUUCUUCUAUCUGUUUUCAGUGGCUGGCUACCCAUAGCCCGUCAAAAUAUGCGAGUCCACGGAGAAGGUUGGGAAAACUACCAGACGCUACUGAACAUAGAAAUGCGUCCGAUGCGAAACCAGUAGCAUCUAUAGUUGAAAAUAGAGAGCAAAAUUCCAAUUAUGCAUCCAUGGAUAUGCAUGAAAAUGAUUGGAGAUACCUUGCAGUCACUGCCUUUUUGGUUAAACAUGUUGAUAGCAGGUUUACAGCUUGUUUCACUGUUGUUGCUUGUUCAGAUGCAACAUUAUCACUGAAGGCUCUUCUUUUGCCUUAUCGCCUUUGGUUUGAUGUUGCUUUAUUGGUGCCACAACCAUCUCCAGUGCUGACGCUGAGACAUGUUGCUGUUCCUCUUUGCAUCAGUGCUUCUGGUAAUAACUCAACUCAUGUAGCGCAUAUUGUUAUUAGUGGUUCUACAGAUGGCAGCAUCUCUUUCUGGGAUCUUACUGAAACAGUGGAAAAUUUUAUGCAGCUUCUUUUGGAUUAUCAGCCUAAAUUGUUUAUUGACAGUCAAAGAAGGCCUAGAACAGGAAGAGGAAGUCAGGGUGGGCGAUGGUGGAGAUACUUGAUCAACCAACCUAGUGGGAAUAAAAUGAAAGAUUCUAUGGGCAAAAACAAACUUAGAGAUGGCACAUCUGCCUUAAGUAUCGAAAAUAAUACUCCUGAAUCCUCAUGUGAGCAGGAAAGCCAUCUUGUGCGGGACCAAAUAGGUAGUCACCAUACUAGAAGUUCUGAUUCCUCUUCUUCACUUGAUGCUCGUUCUAUGACCUCUUUAGCAAGACAAGAACUUCUGCCUUUGUUUGUCCUUAGUUCUGUUCACCAGUCGGGCGUCAAUUGCCUUCAUGUGUCAGAGAUGAAGGAUUCUAAUGGCAAACUAGGGCAAGUUUAUUGUGUUGUAAGUGGUGGGGAUGACCAGGCAGUGCACUACCUUUCCUUUCAGGUUGAUACACCAAUGAUAAACUCUGCUUCAACCUGUGGUCAAAUCAUUGAUUUUGCUAAACAUACGCAGAAUGUAAAUCAGUAUCAACCAUCAGGAUCAAGCUCCGUCGAAAAGUGUUCUUAUAACAUUAUGAAUGAUGAUCAUCACAUUAGAAUACUUCAGAGGCAAAGCGUCAACUCGGCUCACUGCUCAUCAGUGAAAGGUAUUUGGACAAAUGGCCUUUGGGUUUUUUCUACGGGUCUCGAUCAAAGGAUUCGAUGCUGGCAGAUUGGACAGGGCGGAAUGCUCAUCGAACACUGUCAUUUGAUCAUCAGUGUUCCUGAGCCAGAAUCGCUUGAUGUAUUGACCAUUGAUAGAGGAAGGUACCAAAUUGCUGUAGCUGGGAGAGGCUUACAGAUCAUUGAUUUCUUCGCACCAAGUUCUGAAUGAGAAAUCCUGAUUCUGCAUUCUGCCGUGCUUAAAUGAGUUUCUUCUAGAGUUGGUAAUCGACCAUGUGAUUGUUUUUCUUUGGGAGUUGGGACCUGGUAUUCCUUUGGUUCCUUCUCGUUAGUUAUUUGAAAUUAUUUGUAAUAUAUCCAAAGAAUCAUCAUCUUUUGCGCCAGCCUUGUCUGUUGUUUCAUUUAGAUUAUGCGUAAUUUAUAUUUUUGUAAUGAGCAUGGUGAUCUUUAUUCGAUAUAACAUUUUAA